CCCGUAAGAUCUUGAUGCUGACCCGACCGCGUUUUACUGCUACGCGUAGGCCUGGGAGAAGAUGGACGACAAGGAAAAGGAAGAGACGGAUAAGAAAAAGCAGAAAACGUCCAAAUCCGGUCAACAAUUUGUAGGCAACACUGACAAGGCCGCAGAGGCUCGCAAGGAGGUCAGCGAGAAGGGAGCAAAGAAGAGCAAAGACGGAGCUGCCGAGAAGGAGCAAGAGCAGCCUGAGGAUGACAACAAGCGCAAGACUAGGAGUUCCAGUCGCCCAAAAGAAGACAGAGCUGAAGAGGCGAGCAACAAAAAGUCAAAGACGCAAGCCGAUGAGACGAAACAGAACAAGGCGCAAGAGAAGCCAAAGAGUGCAGGCGGGAAGAAGACGGGAGCAGCUAAUGGCAAGGCGAAUGGAGAGAAGGAGAAGGCGGAGGACGGUAAAAGCAAAGCGAGUGGCAAGAAGGAAGCCGACAUUUCGACGUCCAAGCACGAGGGCAAGCACGGCUCCAAAGGGGACUCUGCGGAAAUUCCGGACGGUGCGUCUCAAGCUAGCGCAUCUCGCCUUCCCAAAGCUGGACAAGUGGCGCAUUGGAAGUCCAUGCCUGGUUGGGUCAAGGGUGAGGUGGUCAAGGUCUUGACCGAAGCCACGACGGUGGACGGAAAAAGCGUGAAAGCUUCGAAAGAUGACCCUCGGAUCGUUCUCAAGAGUCAUGGACCUAGCGGCAAGCAGGCUGUACACAAAGCCCAGGCUGUCUACUUCUAAGCUCGGCUUCGCGUGAGCACGAAGCUUUGUCUAUGGAGGGGUCGUGGUCCAUCUGAUCAAAUUCCAAGCGACUCAUGCAUUGCAUCUGCCCUUCCCCGCACUGCACGGUACCAAGUAUUCUUGGUUAAUGCCCACUCAAUAACUAGCAUACACGCUUCUGCAACUUCCUUACGGCAAAUAGUCCGUCCUUUUCAUUGGCUCGUUCUAGGUCUUAUUGUCAGAAAGCGCCCUCAAAAUAUUGUUGAGGUCCUUGCCCGAUUG
Ceraceosorus guamensis is the source of this 1021-nucleotide messenger RNA. RefSeq lists its product as hypothetical. The transcript has a single exon. The record is from RefSeq and is a predicted model, not a curated record. NCBI's taxonomy places the organism in Eukaryota, Fungi, Basidiomycota, Exobasidiomycetes, Ceraceosorales, Ceraceosoraceae. The coding region runs from base 62 to 760 and encodes 232 amino acids.